CGCGCAAAGUUUGGGACCCAUUUAUGGGAUAUCUCGAUUGCACACACAAUGAGUAAUGACUUCUUGAUUUUUUCAUUUUUUGCGAACUGGCCCACCGCUUUGGUUUGGGCGUUUGCUAAAUCCUCGUUUUUCCUCAUGUACCUCGAUCUCUUCAAGCCGCUACACUGGCUGCGUCUUGGAGUCUACAUCGGCUUGUUCCUCAACUGGGGCUUUUACAUUGCUGUCAUUGUCGUUAGCAUAUACUUCAAUGCCCCGAGUCCCGGGCAGACAUGGCUGGAAAGCGCGCAGAAUCCGCGUUACACGAAAUCGUUCAAUAUGACCAUACCUAUUGCCUCGGGGAGCCUCUUUCUGGACUGUUACAUUCUUGUACUACCAAUCUCGGUGGUCCGGAAGCUCCAGUUUAGCAUGCGGGCCCGCCUCGGUGUCAUGGCCAUCUUUGCAACUGGCUUUCUUGCCUGUAUAGCCUCCUCAAUGAGUAUUGUAUUCAAGCAUAAGCUCAAUGACCACAUCAACGACUACACUUACUGGACAUAUCCUGUUCUUCUUCUAGCUUUGUUGGAGAUGUGUGUUGGGAUUUCUUGUAGCUGUAUGCCCUCCACUGCAGCUUUCAGACGGUAUCUUCAAAAGAAAGGGGUUUCGUUGACUACUUGGGGUUCAUCCUUACUCACGCCGUUGCGAAGCAUGUUUCAAAGCGGCGAUCAUGGCAUGGUUCCUCCAGAACAGAACGGUGAAUGGAAGAAGGAAAGAAGCCAAAUUCACAAGACAAGCUACAUCAACAUCGACGCCGAGACAGCAAGUACCCGAAAUCUGACCCAAGAAUACGAGAUGGCUGAUUUCGGACAUCUGACUGCUUGA
Messenger RNA from Lindgomyces ingoldianus, 855 nucleotides. RefSeq lists its product as uncharacterized. The annotation marks the transcript as partial. Lineage: Eukaryota; Fungi; Ascomycota; Dothideomycetes; Pleosporales; Lindgomycetaceae. The record is from RefSeq and is a predicted model, not a curated record. The transcript has 3 exons.